AUGCUUCUGGUGCUACACUUGAUUGACGAAAUUACAAAUCUACUUGUCUGUUGGUUUAGGCAACGUCGAGAGUUAGCAAUGAAAUCUCAUUCUAUGUUGUGCCCUGAUUUAGGGGAAAUUAAGUUAAGGAAGAGGUUAGACGCUGCGUCAAGGAUGAAUGUGGUCAAAAUCAAUGAGGUCGAGUAUAAUGUUCUGGAUGGUGAUUUGAACGGUCUGGUGCACUUGCUUACAUGCAGGAAGUUUGACUUGGAGCAACUCCCGUGCAAGCACGCUAUUGCGGUAUGUUGGCACUUGAAAUUGAACCCCUACUCCUUUGCCUCUUCUUAUUAUACACGAGCUACAUGGGCAGCUGCAUAUGCUGAAUCUAUUUAUCCUGUACCACCUGAAGGCACAUGGGUUAUUCCCGAAAAUUUGAAGAAGGUCAAAAUCCUCCCUCCUCUUUGUAAGGUUAUGCCGGGCCGUUGCAAAACGCAAAGAAUAGCUUCGAGAGGAGAGGAGUCCCGUCAAAAAAAAUGCUCAAGGUGUGGUGUGAAGGGCCACUACCGAAGUACAUGCAAACAAUCUGUCCCUCUCACCAACAAGCAGCACGUUGCGUAG
Molecule: messenger RNA, 597 nt
Organism: Prunus armeniaca (apricot)
Lineage: Eukaryota; Viridiplantae; Streptophyta; Magnoliopsida; Rosales; Rosaceae
Source: the annotation of a GenBank genome assembly